Rubroshorea leprosula is the source of this 749-nucleotide messenger RNA. The record is from the annotation of a GenBank genome assembly. NCBI's taxonomy places the organism in Eukaryota, Viridiplantae, Streptophyta, Magnoliopsida, Malvales, Dipterocarpaceae.
ACUCUCAAUAUGUGUAGCCAUGCCACCAACCGAAUUACGGUUCACAAAAUCUACCUCUCGUCUCACCCAACAACAAUGUGCAUCUUGAUGGAAUGGUGAUCAACUUGCCUAGCCUACUGGGCGCCGGAGGUACUGCCACCAACCCUUGCGGGAAUGGGUACUUACAGGGCCCAGCCGCUGCACCAUUGGAGGCUGCAUCUGCCUGUCCCGGCGUUUACGGCGAAGGACCUUUUCCAGGCUAUGCUGGAAACUUAUUGGUGGACCCCAAAACUGGCACAUGCGACGUCCUCUUGGCCUCAAAGAUGAAAUUAAGGUAAACCAGUGCAACUCGGGGUUAAAUUAUGGAUAAUGACGGGGGUUGGGCUAUUAACUUUGUGAAUGACGAUUGUAGUUUCAGGAAUUGUUGAGAGCGUUAGAAAUGGGAAAAAUAUUUAGGAAGGCGACAUGAACAUGUUUGCAAUGUGGCAUGUGCCACAAUAUUGUUCGUUUGGGUUAGCUGAAGUUUUUAGGGUAAUAUGGCAAAUGGAGCUCUUUUAUAUUGAGCUCUAAAGAAGCAUGUGAAGUAAUAUUGUUCUGUUUGGACUAGGAAAUGGUUGUGGCUACUUUGUUAUCUAGAGUUGUAAUGAGUAUUGUGACUGAUCUAAUCACGAAAGGGGGAGAAGGAAGUUGAGAUUCAAAUAACAUAAACAAAGGUAUUUUGAUUAUUACCAUUGGAUUCUUGCUAUAAUUAAUUAACUUCUUCAAUUUAU